UCCAAAAAAACAAAACAAAACAAAAAGCCUUUAGAAUGUGAUUAGAAAUAAUUUUUGGAUUGGUAUAGAUUAACUUUGAAUGUUUUUCUGUGUUAAUUAGAGGAAGGAAGUGGGAUAAAUGUAAAGUUUUAAAAAAUGCUCCUUUUUCAAAAUUUGGAGGUGUUAGGUAUUAUGAAGAAUCUUUUAAAGUUUUACUCAUUUAAAAAAUUCAGAUAAAAUAGAAGAUUCAUUCUUAAGGAUGGUGAUAUCAGAAAUGUAAAUGCUGUGUCAUUGUCAUUUCUUAUUUUGGCCUACAUAACCAGACUUCAGACAUCAUGCUGCCUGUAUCACAUGGCUAACAGUGGGAGGUAUCUGGUUUAUUCUUCCUGGAGAAAUAGAUUGAAAUUCAUUUGAACAGAAAUGUUGAAGGCAGGUGCCUGAUCCAAAGUGCAUUUAGUCAGGACUGAACACAAGCUGCCUGGAUAGUUCCAGUAAGGAAGCAAGCUCUCAUAGUAGCACCUUUCAAGGGAUAAAUAGAAGAGGACAGAGUCAGCAACAGGCCAUUGGUAAACCAGAUUGCCAAUUUCUCAUCAGACAGAAUGAGCACAGACGGCAAGUGAAUGGCUCUAGAUGCGAAUGACCUAAAAUUUUCAGGAGGACUUCAUGGAACUUAAAAGGCAGUUGCAGCAGUGCAGAAUGGCCGACCUCAGUCUUGCAGAUGCAUUAACAGAGCCAUCUCCAGACAUUGAGGGAGAGAUAAAGCGAGACUUCAUUGCCACACUAGAGGCAGAGGCCUUUGAUGAUGUUGUGGGAGAAACUGUUGGAAAAACAGACUAUAUUCCUCUCCUGGAUGUUGAUGAGAAAACCGGAAACUCAGAGUCAAAGAAGAAACCGUGCUCAGAAACUAGCCAGGUUGAAGAUACUCCAUCUUCUAAACCAACACUGCUAGCCAAUGGUGGUCAUGGAAUAGAAGGGAGCGAUACUACAGGGUCUCCAACUGAAUUCCUUGAAGAGAAAAUGGCCUACCAGGAAUACCCAAAUAGCCAGAACUGGCCAGAAGAUACCAACUUUUGCUUCCAACCUGAGCAAGUGGUCAAUCCUAUCCAGACUGAUCCCUUUAAGAUGUACCAUGAUGAUGACCUGGCAGAUUUGGUCUUUCCCUCCAGUGCAACAGCUGAUACUUCAAUAUUUGCAGGACAAAAUGAUCCCUUGAAAGGCAGUUACGGUAUGUCUCCUUGCAACACAGCUGUUGUACCUCAGGGGUGGUCUGUGGAAGCCUUAAACUCUCCACACUCAGAGUCUUUUGUUUCCCCGGAGGCUGUUGCAGAACCUCCUCAGCCAACAGCAGAGGUAGCCAAGGAGAUAGAAAUGGCAUCAGAAGAAGAGAGGCCAGCAGCACAAGCGUUGGAAAUAAUGAUGGGACUGAAGACUACUGACAUGGCACUAUCUAAAGAAACAGAGAUGGCUCUCGCCAAGGACAUGGCACUAGCCACAAAAACAGAGGUGGCAUUGGCUAAAGAUAUGGAAUCACCCACCAAAUUAGAUGUGACACUGGCCAAGGACAUGCAGCCAUCCAUGGAAUCAGAUAUGGCCCUAGUCAAGGACAUGGAACUGCCCAUAGAAAAAGAAGUGGCCUUGGUUAAGGAUGUCAGAUGGCCCACAGAAACAGAUGUGUCUUCAGCCAAGAAUGUGGUACUGCCCACAGAAACAGAGGUAGCUCCAGCCAAGGAUGUGACACUGUUCAAAGAAACAGAGAGGGCAUCUCCUAUAAAAAUGGACUUGGCCCCUUCCAAGGACAUGGGACCACCCAAAGAAAACGAGAUAGACCCAGCCAAGGGUUUGGUAUUACUCUCAGAAAUAGAGGUGGCACAAGCUAACGACAUUAUAUCAUCCACAGAAAUAUCCUCUGCUGAAAAGGUGGCUUUGUCCUCAGAAACAGAGGUAGCCCUGGCCAGGGACAUGGCCCUGCCCCCGGAAACCAACGUGAUCUUGACCAAGGAUAAAGAACUGCCUUUGGAAGCAGAGGUGGCCCUAGUCAAGGACAUGGCUCAACUCCCAGAAACAGAAAUGGCCCUGGGCAAGGAUGUGGCUCCGUACACAGUAAAAGAAGUGGGCUCAUUGAAGGACAUGUCUCCACUGUCAGAAACAGAAAUGGCUCUGGGCAAGGAUUUGACUCCACCUCCAGAAACAGAAGUAGCUCUCAUCAAGAACGUAUGUCUGCCUCCAGAAAUGGAGGUGGUCCCGACUAAGGAUCAGGUCCCAGCCCUCAAAACAGAAGCACCCCUGGCUAAGAAUGGGAUUCUGACCCUAGCCAACAAUGUGACUCCAGCCAAAGAUGUUCCACCACUCUCAGAAACAGAGGCAACACCAGUUCCAAUUAAAGACAUGGAAAUUGCACAAACACAAAAAGGAAUAAGUGAGGAUUCCCAUUUAGAAUCUCUGCAGGAUGUGGGGCAGUCAGCUGCACCUACUUUCAUGAUUUCACCAGAAACCGUCACAGGCAUGGGGGAAAAGUGCAGCUUGCCAGCCGAUGAGGAUUCUGUGUUAGAAAAACUAGAGGAAAAGAAACCAUGCAACAGUCAACCUUCUGAGCUUUCUUCAGAGACCUCAGCCAACUUCAUGUAUUGCGGUACCCCUCCCACACAAGCCAAACAAGCUUGCAGACCCAGUGACCGCAGGUCAGCCCGGCCCAAGCCUGCCAGGGUCCCUCCUGAGCUGCUGGGAGGCUCUCCUCCAUGGAAGACUCUUGAUCACAGGCUGGGCCACUGCUCUUUGUCUGAGUCAGGUUGGGUCUCUAGUUCAUCCUCCUGUGGUGGGCCUGGGAACCAAAGAAAAAGUAUUCAUGUUGACUCACUUGAACCCCAGAGGGAUCUUGGCAGGGAGGCCUGGGAUAUAGAAAGCACACCAAUAAUGAUGAAGAAAAAGAAGAAGAAACCAAAGCAAAAGAGAUAUUCUCAACCGCGGGCUGGAGGACCUUGGGAUGAUGACAAUGCAGAUAAACCUAAAGGUCAUCCCUUUGCAGCUGACACACAAAAAUCAGGUGUUCUCCCCAGCCAGCCUACCACUAUGGGUACAGAAUAUGGACUUGUAUCUGGAGAAAACUUGAAAAGGGAAUGUGUAGUUAACUCCAGUGCAGCCAGAUUAGUAACUGAGAACUUUGUCUCAGAGAGUCUCAGAAUUCCUUUAUAUCCUUCAGAAGAAACCCCCAAAACUGCAGUAAGUUAUCAGUCUAAGCUGAGAGUAGAGGAAGAGAGCAAAGGUAACAAGUCAGUACCAGAAGGCCAAGACAAGAAAUUGCUGAAGCAACAUGAACACAGACCACAGCCUGCACCCCACCUGAAGACUCCUAUAGAUAAAAGCCAGUCAGUAGGCCCUCUCAAUCUGAAAGGACCCCUAGCAGACGUUUCUGUAUACAAUGCAGAAACUCCUUUGGAUAUCAGACUCAAAGAGGGUUGCUCUCCUAUCUUGGACCAAGGGGUUAUGGGUGUAGUUUCAAAACCCACAGCAGCAAAAGAAAUACCAAAUUUGAUACCCACUUUGAUAGCAAGUAAUCCAUUAGAAUGUAAUCUAAAAGAAGGGAAUAAUGAAAGUAAAAUGACUAAACUGCAGAAUGUCAAACUGAAGGAGUUUCCUGAAGGAGCUGAAGAGGAUAAAGAACUAAAAAAGGAAGCUUUUCCCAACCAAAGACAAGAGAUCAGCGUCUUUACUUCUGAGCAGCUGCAGGGCCAACUGUUGGUACAGGUCCCUGGGGUAGAGAAUGAACCAUUUAAGAGAAUGGCAGGUGAUGGCAAAAGCAGGAAGGGAAGGGGAAGUUCUGGGAAAAUGAGAACAGACUCUGGGAAGGUAAAAGCAAAAUCUGAGAUGCCAUUUCCUCUGGACAGUCAGAAGGACGGAAGGGCUGUUCUCAUACCGAGUGAACCAGUCUCUAAAACUGAAGGAAUGACUACUCAGGAUAAGAGUGAGGAGCUGGGGCUGAAUUCUUCAAAGCAACCAGGCACUAAGGCUGAUCUCACGGAGGCACUGGUGAUGGGGGAGCCUAAAGAGAUGACUCAGCCUAAGAUGGCAGGCACCAUGCAGGCAUUAAUUCCUUUGGAAAGUGGAUCAGGCAUCACUCAGACUUCUGGUGUUAGGACAGAAACAGGAGAUGUAGUCAAAGAUAUGGGUGUCAGUAACCAGAGCAAGGAAGGAAAGUGUCCAUGGAAGGAUCAUGAGGCAGCUCCCUGGAUCUCUGAAAAGCCUAAAAAGAGAGGCAAUGAAGGCAAAAGCAAAAAGUUUAAAAAUAGUUAUUCCACACAGCCUGCUAGAAUGGAGAGGAAGGAAGAAAUCCUCAACCCACCUUUUGAAGGGAAGGUUGGAGAUGCUGGUAGUAUUCCCCAUAAAAGCAAGGAAAUUGGAUUUACUGUCCCCAAAAUGCAUGAUUCUUUGUUCUCACAUACACCAGAUACACCCACAGUGGAAGUAGUUGACAGGAAGGGUGGAAAUUUUGAGGUUAAUUUUGUUGAGCUUGGGACUCUUGGGGAAAACAAAAUAAGCACAGUCAAGGCUUCUGCUGUUACUGAACAACCUGCCAAGGUGACAGAUGUGAGCUGCCAAGAGCAAAUCCAGGGGGCAGGAUUUGUUCCUUCAGUAGUAUCUGAGGAGAAUAAGACAGAUGCAGCCAAUAGAUACACUUCAGUGGCUGACAAACCAAGUAAAAGGAUUAAUGAUGGAAAAAGUAAAAAGGUUAAAAAUAGUUCUCCUGAGAAGCACAUUCUGGAGAAUAAGAUAGAUGCAACAAAAAUACAUGUUCCCAUGGAAACCACAGGGGACCAGGGAAUUGAAGGAAUGGCCUAUAUGGACGAAAAUAGAAAUAUUACAUUUACCUGUCCCAGAACACCAUCAGAGCUGAUAAAUAAAUCAUCUCCUCUAAAAGUUCUGGAAUCAGCAGCCUGUGAAAAACUGCCCACUCCUACUCCUCAAGUAGUAAAGGAAGGUGAUUCCUUUCCAGAUACCUUGGCAAAAAAUGGGCAAGAGAUAGCCCCAGCCCAGAUUUCCAAAUCAUUAAUGGUAGAUAACUACACCAAAGAUGGAGUCCCAGAUCAAGAAAGACCCAAUGCUCCCUCUGCUGUUGUGCCCUCUACAAGCACAGGAGGAGUUGCUCUACCUAUUACAGCAGCCAUAGAAACAGUUAACAGUCAUGGAGAUCACUCUCUUAAAAAUAAAGCUGAGCUUGCUGAUUCCAUGAAAAAUGAAGCAGGGAUUGCUGAAGGGCAUGUGGUAGGAGAAUCUGAGUCAGUGGACAAUGGUGUGUCUAAGCAUUCAGUAGAGAAAGUCACAGAGCUAGCAAAAGGUCACCUCCUUCCUGGAGUGCCAGUAGAAGACCAGAGCCUACCAGGAGAGGCCAGAGCCCUAGAAGCAUAUGCAGAUAGAGGUAAUUUCCUAGCACAUCCAGUGAACGAAGAGAAAGAGACUAAAGAAGGGUCUGCUCCAGUUCAGAUUCCUGACUUACUGGGAGACAAAGCACAAAAACUCAGUUUUUUUCAGGACCAAAAUGCUCAAGAUAGAAAUUCGAAAGGUUCAGAUAGUUUGAAUAAGAAGGUAGAUCUGACUCUUUUGUCUCCAAAAAGUGAAAAUGAUAAAUUGAAAGAAAUUAGUCUGGCUUGUAGAAUCACGGAAUUGGAAAGUGUUUCCUUGCCAACACCAGAAAUCCAGUCAGAUUUCUUACAUAGCAAAGUCGAAGCUCCUCCUUCAGAGGUGGCGGAUAAGUUAGUAAUAAUGACUGCUUCCAAGGAUGUUCAACUCCCAGAACCCAAAGAUAAGAUUUUGGAGACACCUCAGAAAAUGACAGAAAAAUCUGAAUCAAAGACACCAGGAGAAGGGAAAAAGGAAGAUAAAAGCAGAAUGGCAGAACCAAUGAAAGGCUACAUGAGACCCACCAAGUCCCGAGGACUUACUCCACUUUUGCCAAAGUCUACAAUCCAGGAACAAGAGAGAUACAAGCAACUGAAGUCCACUGUUUGCUUGAGCUCAUCAACUGUCUACCAGCAGCUGGGAAUGUCAGUUUAUGGAAUAGCCAGGCCAGAAGAAGGAAGGCCUGCUGUGAGUGGGACCGGAAAUGACAUCACCACCCCACCAAACAAGGAGCUCCCACCAAGCCCAGAGAAGAAAACAAAGCCUUUGGCCACCACUCAACCUGCAAAGACUUCAACAUCGAAAGCCAAAACACAGCCCACUUCUCUCCCUAAGCAGCCAGCUCCCACCACCAGUGGUGGGUUGAAUAAAAAACCCAUGAGCCUUGCUUCAGGCUUAGUACCAGCUGCCCCACCCAAACGCCCUGCCGUCGCCUCUGCCAGGCCUUCCAUCUUACCUUCAAAAGACGUGAAGCCAAAGCCCAUUGCAGAUGCAAAGGCUCCUGAGAAGCGGGCCUCACCAUCCAAGCCAGCUUCUGCCCCGGCCUCCAGAUCUGGAUCCAAGAGUACUCAAACUGUCGCAAAAGCCACAACAGCUAGCUCUGUUGCCUCAACUGGCCCAAGCAGUAGGAGCCCCUCCACGCUCCUGCCCAAGAAGCCCACUGCAAUUAAGACUGAGGGAAAACCUGCAGAAGUCAAGAAGAUGACUGCAAAGUCUGUACCAGCUGACUUGAGUCGCCCAAAGAGCACCUCCACCAGUUCCAUGAAGAAAACCACCACUCUGAGUGGGACAGCCCCCGCUGCAGGGGUGGCUCCCACCCGAGUCAAACCCACACCCAUGCCCUCCCGGCCCUCCACAACUCCUUCCAUAGACAAGAAGCCCACCUCGGCCAAGCCCAGCUCCACCACCCCCAGGCUCAGCCGCCUGGCCACCAAUGCUUCUGCUCCUGAUCUGAAGAAUGUCCGCUCCAAGGUUGGCUCCACAGAAAACAUCAAGCAUCAGCCUGGAGGAGGCCGGGCCAAAGUAGAGAAAAAAACAGAGGCAGCUGCUACAACCCGAAAGCCUGAAUCUAAUGCAGUCACUAAAACAGCCGGCCCAAUUGCAAGUGCACAGAAACAACCUGCGGGGAAAGUCCAGAUAGUCUCCAAAAAAGUGAGCUACAGCCAUAUUCAGUCCAAGUGUGGUUCCAAGGACAAUAUUAAGCAUGUCCCUGGAGGUGGUAAUGUUCAGAUUCAGAACAAGAAAGUGGAUAUCUCUAAGGUCUCCUCCAAGUGUGGGUCUAAGGCUAACAUCAAGCACAAGCCUGGUGGAGGAGAUGUCAAGAUUGAAAGUCAGAAAUUGAACUUCAAGGAGAAGGCCCAGGCCAAGGUGGGAUCCCUUGAUAAUGUGGGCCACCUACCUGCAGGAGGUGCCGUGAAGACUGAGGGCGGUGGCAGCGAGGCUCCUCUGUGUCCGGGCCCCCCUGCUGGGGAGGAGCCGGCCAUCUCUGAGGCAGCGCCUGAAGCUGGCGCCCCCACUUCAGCCAGUGGCCUCAAUGGCCACCCCACCCUGUCAGGGAGUGGUGACCAAAGGGAGGCCCAGACCUUGGACAGCCAGAUCCAGGAGACAAGCAUCUAAUGAUGACAUUCUGGUCUCGUCUUCCGUCUCCCCCGUGUUCCCCUCUUGUCUCCCCUGUUCCCCUCUCCCUUCCCUCCUCCCAUGUCACUGCAGAUUGAGACCUACAGGCUGACGUUCCGGGCAAACGCCAGGGCCCGCACCGACCACGGGGCCGACAUUGUCUCCCGCCCCCCACAUUUCCCUGGCGGCCCCAACUCGGGCUCCCGGGUCCUUGGCCCCCUUUCCCGGACUGUCCACUAGACCAGUGAGCGCUUGGGCGCCGGGCAGCCCGCUAGGCUCGCCUUCCCUCCUGCUUCGCAGCAGCAGCCCCACCCCACACCUCCUCUCACGCUCCAGCCCAGGCCCAGCUCCCUGCUUUCGUCUUGCCCCAUCACUGCGCCACUGCUCCAUAGAGGAGGUUGGGAGGGGGUUGGGGUGGCUGAGGCUAAGUUGGGAUCUAGGAGAGGAGAACUAGAUUCCACCCUCAUCUUUGUUUGGUUCUUUGGUCCAAACCCAAAAGAAACUGACAUGCCCUCCCUCCUUCCUGGAUCUACCUGGAGGGAAGAGUGGAGGCGGAGUUUGAGUGGUGACAGGACGCUGACUGUGGCGCUUAAGCCACUGCCUCUCCCUUUGGCGCCACCAAUGCCCCCCCCCCACAUGCAGGUGGUGUCCAGCCCUUCUUGCUGCCCUGCCCCAAGUUGGGGUCAGUGCUGCCUGUUCCCAUGCUUAACAUACCCACCUAGCUGCUGUCACAUUUUUCUUGUUUUGUCCUUUUAUUUUUUUUCUAAUAACCUAAAAACUGGCGAAAUAGUUCUGCAGGUUGAAGCCAUGUCUAUAUGAAAGUCCUCAGUAAGUGUUAGAGGGAACAGGGCGGAGAGAUCCUUACGCCACCCCCGCUGGAGGAUGUGGGCAGCUUAGGGCCCUGGAGGCGGUGCAGCAGGGAAGAGGGGUGCAGAGGCUGUGGCUGGUGAGCCGGUCGGGCACACAAGGGGCUCUUGGAGCGUGCACUGGUUGGUUUUGCCAUUUUGUUGUGUGUAUGCUGCUUUUCUUUUCUAACCAAGAGGCUGGUUUUGGCAUCUCUUUCCCAUUCCCUGGGAUCUGGUGGUCAGCCCUAGGAUACAAAGCCAGGGCUGGAGAACAAGAAAGGGCCAGGAGAUGGAAUUCCUUCAGGCCGGCACCCGCACCCUAGGACAUGCAAGCCCUCAUGUCCAGGGGACCCUCAUGCGGACAGUGGGAAAUCAGGUCUGGAAAUUUAAAAAUAAAAGGCAUGAGACUAAGGCCAUCUGCUUCCCCUACGCCCUGACUGGAGAGGGGAGGGAGGAGAGGUGAGGCCCACAGAGGGCAUCCCAGCUAGGCCUUGGGAUGGCUGCAGUGAGGAGAAAUCCUGGGAACUGUAUUGACACAAAGAUUCUUAUUGCACUUGUAUUUUUUGUAUUAAAGUUUGCAUGGUUUCUAAUAAAGGAUUCAAACAUAAGUUUGUAGUGAAAUGGCCUGGAAGAUUCCAAGGGCUUCUCUGGAGGGGACUGGCUACAGUGUAGAUUUGCCUCUGAGGCUGCCCCAGACUUGGCCUCCUCAGGCCCUUCCUGACCUCUGCCCUUCUCUGGUCCUGGCAUCCCUUGGAGCUGGAGAAGGUAGGGGUCUUGGCUUAGGUUUAGAUUUGAUCUCCAUGUGCAGGGAGGCAGUCCUGGGCCUGACAGCUCCUCCCCCUUUCUGAGGUGGCAGUGCCUUAUGGAGGUUUGGCACCAUGUCUCUAGCUCCCCAGGCACACACCAGGAAACUGCAGGGCCUCACAGAGGAAGUGCUGCCUGGGCCGGGGGGACUAGCUUUCCUCCAUAGAGACCAUGUGCAGAACACUUCCGCUGUGCCCAGAACAUGAGGGAGCCAGUGUUUCGUCAGCAGGAGGAAGGGCCUGCUGGGAUGAAAGUGAGAAGGAAACAGUGAGGGUUGGGUAGUCAGGAGACACCACAGGGGCAACAGCACAGGCCCAGAGUACCUGCUGCCUCUGCUGCGUCUGUCCCAGGGUCAUGAGGAUGCUGAGGUUGACGACAGGUUCCAGGUCCUUUCGCUCCUUUGGCCAAGGGUUGGGGGGAGGUGGCCCAAGUGGCAUGCUCUCUAGGUAAGACAAUAGGAGUGGUCAGAGUUCCCUCGAAGGAUCCUGCACACCAGAGCACCUGAGAAGGCCAGGACCAGAGGCCCUGUGUGAUGUGUACUCCGCAGCCAUUUGGGGUGGGACAGUUCUGUACUUCCCGAUUUGCUUAUGGCUCAGCCAUUACCUGUGUCAGUCUGUGAUUCUGUUGUAACAGUUUUAAGAGUAAAUAAAGCUGCCUGAUGUCCCAUCA
Cercocebus atys (sooty mangabey) is the source of this 9803-nucleotide messenger RNA. It is a transcript of the gene MAP4, whose product is annotated as microtubule-associated protein 4. NCBI's taxonomy places the organism in Eukaryota, Metazoa, Chordata, Mammalia, Primates, Cercopithecidae. Gene Ontology annotation, cellular component: neuron projection. Gene Ontology annotation, molecular function: microtubule binding. The record is from RefSeq and is a predicted model, not a curated record. The coding region runs from base 643 to 7485 and encodes 2280 amino acids. The transcript is spliced from 22 exons. Gene Ontology annotation, biological process: microtubule cytoskeleton organization; neuron projection development.